This is a messenger RNA of Ogataea angusta, 387 nucleotides long. RefSeq lists its product as uncharacterized. NCBI's taxonomy places the organism in Eukaryota, Fungi, Ascomycota, Pichiomycetes, Pichiales, Pichiaceae. The coding region runs from base 1 to 387 and encodes 128 amino acids. Gene Ontology annotation, biological process: spindle pole body duplication. The record is from RefSeq and is a predicted model, not a curated record. Gene Ontology annotation, molecular function: calcium ion binding; microtubule binding. The transcript has a single exon. Gene Ontology annotation, cellular component: half bridge of spindle pole body; mitotic spindle pole body.
AUGAAUGGUGAUGGAUACCUCGAUUACCACGAACUGAAGGUGGCCCUCAGAGCACUGGGAUUUGACAUGUCCAAGAGAGAAGUUCUCAACAUAAUAGACGAAUAUGAUACAGACAACCGCAAGCUGAUCAACUAUGAGGAUUUUUUCCAAUACGUGGGGAAUAAAAUCAUUGAGCGCGAUCCGAUAGACGAGAUCCGCCGCGCGUUCAGAUUAUUCGACGACGAUGAGACAGGAAAAAUUAGUCUUCGAAAUCUUAGGCGCGUUGCCAAGGAAUUGGGUGAAAAUCUGACAGACGAUGAACUCCGGGCGAUGAUUGACGAAUUUGAUCUGGAUGAGGAUGGAGAGAUCAACGAGGAAGAGUUCAUUAAUAUAUGUACCGAGAACUAG